ACAUAUUCAAUAAAAAACAAAUGUAAAAAAGUAUAAAUACCAUAAAUAAAAAAUAAUCAUUUCUACUUUCUAGAGAGAGAAAGUAAGCGAGAUGAAUGUUGGAAACAUCUGAGACGAUAACAACUCGCCGACCGAUUCAUCUCUGAUGCUGUGGAGACUCGAUCGGAGAGAGUAGAGAUACAAGAGCGAGAUAUACAUAGCGAGAGAGAGGGGGAGAGAGAGAAGAGAGAGAAAAAUGCCUUCGCACGCGGAUCUAGAUCAUCAGAUCGAGCAAUUGAUGGAAUGUAAGGCGUUGAGUGAAGGAGAGGUGAAGACGCUGUGCGAUCAAGCUAGGGCUAUUCUGGUGGAGGAAUGGAAUGUUCAACCUGUUAAGUGUCCUGUUACGGUCUGCGGUGAUAUUCACGGACAGUUUUAUGACCUCAUUGAGCUCUUUCGGAUUGGUGGAAACCCUCCUGAUACUAAUUACCUCUUCAUGGGAGAUUAUGUUGAUCGUGGAUACUAUUCGGUGGAGACUGUCUCUCUGUUGGUGGCUCUAAAGGUCCGUUACAGAGAUAGACUCACAAUACUUAGAGGGAAUCACGAAAGCCGGCAAAUAACUCAAGUUUAUGGGUUCUAUGAUGAAUGCUUGAGGAAGUACGGAAAUGCAAAUGUGUGGAAGUAUUUCACUGACCUUUUUGAUUAUCUUCCCCUUACAGCACUGAUCGAGAGUCAGAUCUUUUGUUUGCAUGGAGGACUUUCACCAUCUCUUGAUACACUAGACAAUAUCCGAUCCUUGGACCGUAUACAAGAGGUUCCUCAUGAAGGGCCAAUGUGUGACCUUCUGUGGUCAGAUCCAGAUGAUCGUUGUGGAUGGGGAAUAUCACCGCGUGGAGCUGGUUAUACCUUUGGACAGGAUAUAGCAUCUCAGUUCAAUCAUACUAAUGGACUUUCUCUGAUUUCAAGAGCUCACCAGCUUGUAAUGGAAGGUUUUAACUGGUGUCAGGACAAGAAUGUCGUCACAGUAUUUAGUGCUCCAAAUUAUUGUUACCGGUGCGGAAAUAUGGCAGCAAUUCUAGAAAUUGGGGAGAACAUGGACCAAAAUUUCCUUCAGUUUGAUCCAGCACCUCGACAGAUUGAGCCUGACACCACUCGCAAAACACCUGAUUACUUUUUAUGAUCUCAAGCCACCCAUCAGCUGUUGUAAUCCUCACUUGCCAUCAGGUCAAUGUAGAUGUGUCGUAAAAGGAGUUUUGACUUUAUAUUCUGAGGGAUCCUGCCAUAUCAUUCUGCUUCUCUUUUCUUUCUUUCUUUCUUUUUAGCUCAGCUGCAGAUGAUGCGAUCAAGUAGAAAUUUCACCAAGAUUUGACUAAAGCAGCAGGCCUUUUUGUUUUGUAUAUUUUCACCUAAAAAAGGGAUGAAAAGAAGAAGAAAAGAUAUAAGUUUGGUAGGUGGGUGGGUGAUGCAGCAAUAACAUGUUAUUGUGUUAUGUAAUCUUACAGCUUUAAAGUAGAAAGCACAUUUCCUGUUCUUGAUAUGUUAUAAAUUUUGUUUAAGAAUCUGGCAAAAAGUAUUAAUGCAAGCACUUGUCUUGAAUGUGA
Daucus carota subsp. sativus is the source of this 1577-nucleotide messenger RNA. RefSeq names its product serine/threonine-protein phosphatase PP2A-2 catalytic subunit. Gene Ontology annotation, biological process: mitotic cell cycle. Gene Ontology annotation, cellular component: cytosol; nucleus. The record is from RefSeq and is a predicted model, not a curated record. Gene Ontology annotation, molecular function: protein serine/threonine phosphatase activity. The coding region runs from base 236 to 1156 and encodes 306 amino acids. The transcript has 7 exons. Lineage: Eukaryota; Viridiplantae; Streptophyta; Magnoliopsida; Apiales; Apiaceae.